AUAUUUGCGGAAUUGUCUCGAUAAAUUGCUGAUGUCAGCCACGUUAUGCUGUUAAUCUGAAGCCGAAAUGUCAGAUAGAAGUAUUUGAUUUGGGUUAGAAAUAGCCGAGAGCCGCGAUGCGGUCUUAUACGGUCAAGACAUGUCAAACUCAAAGUGCAUGUUACGGUUUGUGACUAGUCUUUGGGAUUUUUCCAAAGCCUCUUACAAACUGAUAUAACAUCCUACAUUUUUAUGAUUUCACAUCUGGACACGUUGUGUCAUGGGACAUAUUGCAAGGAUGAUGUACGAUGGAUGAGAGCUGCUGAAAAGAGUGGUAUUGAAUAAAACAUAGUAAAACAAUGAGAUCAAAACAUCUGUCCGUCAUUCACCGCUGUAGGAGUCUCAGUAGUGUCCCAGCCAAUGGGGAUCAGUCUUUCAAACUGACGCAUCUAAAAGCAGCAAAUAUUGAUGAAGAGGAACACAAAUAUGAAAGGAGAGCUGCAUUGUAUGUCCAUUGGCCUUAUUGCAAGAGACGAUGUACAUACUGCAACUUCAACAAAUAUAUCAAUCGCAAUGUCGAGGAGGUGAGAAUGAGAGACAAUCUUGUGAGGGAGACCAAAAAUCUCAUCAAGCUCAGCGGUGUGUCCGCCAUUUCAUCCAUCUUCUUUGGAGGAGGAACCCCCAGUUUAGUUAGUGCAGAUACCAUUGCAAGUAUCAUUAACCAAGUCAAAGCUCAGGUAACGCUGCCCAAAUCAGGGGAGAUCACUCUUGAGGCCAAUCCAACAUCUCUCGAGACAAGUCGCUUGAGAGAAUUCCGUGAUGCAGGUGUAAAUCGCCUGUCUAUUGGAGUACAGUCACUGAGGCAAGAUGAUCUGUCCAUCCUGGGAAGGGACCACACUGUGGAGGAGGCUGUAAGGUGUAUCUCCGAGGCAAGGGCAUUGUUUCCUGACCGUGUGUCUGUAGAUGUCAUGUUUGGUCGUCCAGGACAGACUGUUCAGGCUUGGAUAGCUGAGCUCCAACAGGUGAUAAAGCUGUGUGACAAGCAUCUGUCACUGUAUCAGCUGACCCUGGAGAGAGGAACCCAGCUGUUUAAGGAUGUCAGUAAACACAGACUGCGGAUGCCGUCACCAGAUGACGUGGCGACCAUGUACAAGGCUGCUGUCCAGAUACUCUUCUAUCAUGAAUACAAGAGAUAUGAAGUGUCAAACUUUGCAAAACAGGAAGCAUACAGCACCCACAACCUGACAUAUUGGACAGGCAUGCCAUAUAUAGGCGUGGGGCCAGGUGCCCAUGGUCGGUUCAACGUGGCAGGUGCCAGACAGGCUCGAAUACAGACCCUUGAGCCAGACAUCUGGAUGAGGGAGGUUGAGGCUUUUGGGCACGCCACACGCAAGAUAGUCCCACAGACACUUCUUGACCAUCUGGAGGAGAUACUGGCUGUAGGACUGAGGACUUGCUGGGGGAUAUCACAUGACCAGUGGGGGCAGGUUUCUCCUCUUGGUCUCCAGGACAUCUUCCAUCACUCAGAGACCAUCCAGACAUACCGGGACCACGGCUUGCUGCAGCUCGAUACAAGAGGACUGCGAGCUUCAGAAAGUGGGCUAGAUGUGUUGGAUACUAUGAUACCGUCACUGUUGUUAGAGCUGGACUUGGCCUACAAAACUAAUGUGACAUGACAAGCUCUGAGCUGGAUUCAGACAGGAUACCUAAUGUGAAAUAACAGGCCACAAGACCAUCACUGUUGUUAGAGCUGGACUUGGCCUACAAAUAUGACAUGACAUGACAAGCUCUGAGACCAUCACUGUUGUUAGAGCUGAACGUGGCCUACAAAUGUGACAUGACAUGACAAGCUCUGAGACCAUCACUGUUGUUAGAGCUGGACUUGGCCUACAAAUGUGACAUGACAUGACAAGCUCUGAGACCAUCACUGUUGUUAGAGCUGGACGUGGUCUACAAAUGUGACAUGACAUGACAAGCUCUGAGACCAUCACUGUUGUUAGAGCUGGACGUGGUCUACAAAUGUGACAUGACAUGACAAGCUCUGAGACCAUCACUGUUGUUAGAGCUGGACGUGGUCUACAAAUGUGACAUGACAUGACAAGCUCUGAGACCAUCACUGUUGUUAGAGCUGGACGUGGUCUACAAAUGUGACAUGACAUGACAAGCUCUGAGACCAUCACUGUUGUUAUGGCUAGACGUGGCCUACAAAUGUGACCUGACAUGACAAGCUCAGAGACCAUCACUGUUGUUAGGGCUGGACGUGGCCUACAAAUGUGACAUGACAUGACAAGCUCUGAGACCAUCACUGUUGUUAGGGCUGGACGUGGCCUACAAAUGUGACAUGACAUGACAAGCUCUGAGACCAUCACUGUUGUUAGAGCUGGACGUGGUCUACAAAUGUGACAUGACAUGACAAGCUCUGAGACCAUCACUGUUGUUAGAGCUGGACGUGGUCUACAAAUGUGACAUGACAUGACAAGCUCUGAGACCAUCACUGUUGUUAGAGCUGAACGUGGCCUACAAAUGUGACAUGACAUGACAAGCUCUGAGACCAUCACUGUUGUUAGAGCUGAACGUGGCCUGCUACACAA
Haliotis rubra (blacklip abalone) is the source of this 2570-nucleotide messenger RNA. RefSeq names its product radical S-adenosyl methionine domain-containing protein 1, mitochondrial-like. The coding region runs from base 339 to 1655 and encodes 438 amino acids. Gene Ontology annotation, biological process: porphyrin-containing compound biosynthetic process. The transcript is spliced from 15 exons. Gene Ontology annotation, molecular function: 4 iron, 4 sulfur cluster binding; coproporphyrinogen oxidase activity. Gene Ontology annotation, cellular component: cytoplasm. The record is from RefSeq and is a predicted model, not a curated record. NCBI's taxonomy places the organism in Eukaryota, Metazoa, Mollusca, Gastropoda, Lepetellida, Haliotidae.